AUGCAUUCUGAUAGCGAGCAGUACUCGGCUGGUGAGGACAUGUCCAACUCACCAUCCUCGUCUCCUUCUCCGCCUAUGGUCCUCUACCAGCCACCAAACGUGUGGUCAAUGAUCCGGGGUGCGGCCAUCAACCUGUUCCUCCCCUUCGUCAACGGCAUGAUGCUGGGAUUUGGCGAAUUGUUUGCGCACGAGGCUGCCUUCAGGCUGGGAUGGGGCGGCACAAAGGUACGGCCCAUGAUGGUGCUCUCAGAUCAGACGCAGUGCGCACCGCGACACCGCGCUCCUGCCAUCAGAGGGGUGAAACUGCUAGAACUGCCCAAGAAUACUAACGAGACUUUCCAGGUCUUUCCUCUCUCUCAAGACGAACUGCCCAUGCCAUCGGACCUGGCCUCGAAAUCCGCGAUAAAACGAUAA
Messenger RNA from Anthostomella pinea, 414 nucleotides. NCBI's taxonomy places the organism in Eukaryota, Fungi, Ascomycota, Sordariomycetes, Xylariales, Xylariaceae. The record is from the annotation of a GenBank genome assembly.